UUAAAGUUUUAGUGCAUGAAUCUUCAAGUUCCAUUUCAAUCUUGUGAUAUUUUGUAAACAACUUCAAAAUAUAACCUUACACAAAUAUAAAUUUACAUAGUCAUAGUUUCAUUACUUUUAAAGCAAUCUACUGGUUUAUGAACGUUUUAUGUAUUGAGCGAAUAUAAGAAUACCAGAAAGGUUUUUAAAUUUUCGGCGUUAAGACUUAUUUACCAUCAAAAUGGCAGAAGAAGUUGAAUUCCAGAUGAUACAAUUACUUAAUCUGGCUAUUGGUAGUCCUGAGGUUGGUGCUGUCAACUUCAACCUGCUCCAAAAGGUGCUCAUGGAACUUCUCAAACUGACGGACCUAGACUCGGCUACAAUCAAACUUAGUGCUUCAGACGCAGCUAAAAUUGGUGAAACAUCAGCUGCAAUUCCAGUAGCUGCAAUUCCAAUAGAAGAUGGAGCAAUAGUGAAUUCCAAUAGUGAAGAGGGAAGAACUACAAAGAAAUUUGGCUGUGGCUUGUCACCUGAGAAGGCAGAUGAGUUGUUGAUGGAUGUCAACCUUCUCAAGAUGGACAUUGAAGAUCUCAAGGCUAAGGUUGAGACUGUUGCUGGUGCUACUGAAACUGUCCCGUUUCAAGAGAUGAGAGCAAGUGUUUCUAAGAUCGAUGGUCUUGAAGAAAAGAUGUUGAAUAUCGAAGGAUUGGUGGAUCGUUUGAAAGACCUGGAUCUCGGGGACCAAGAUAUGCCGCUGGGCCAGAGGUUGGUGCAGAUGCAGAAGUUGGUAGACCUACAUGAUGAUCAGCUGACAAAGGUGAACAAUGUAUUGGACGAGAAGUUGGCCUACAUGACACGACAGAUCGAGGUCUUGGAUCGAGAGAUGGGUGAGAUCAACGAAAAAGUGAACAUGACGAGGCUGGGGACAAAGAACAGCUUGUUGACGCAGGAGUCAAAAUUUUCGAUCGGCGUUAUGCAGGAUCAAGCGGUCAGCAUAAACAACCUGAUCUCCAGUCUGAGCAGCGUCCAGCAUGACCUGGACAACCUGACACUUACCACAAAUACACUGAACGAGGACAGUGAAAGGAAGCAAAUGCUGAUAGACGUGCUGACAGAGCAGAUUGAGAUGUUGAAGCUAGCCAAAGCUGACAAAACCAACUUAGAGGACAGCCUGGCUGCCAAGGCCGACGUUAGUGUGGUUCACCGGAAAGUCUCUCACGACCACUUCCUGACGCAGAUCGGACAGUUAACCUCACUUGUGGAAGACGCAUUCAGCAGACUCGAGACUCACGAAGAAUCUUGGCAAGAAGAGGUGGACUUGUUGAGGACGGAUCUUCAAAAUAAACUUGACAAGAUGGAAUUUUCUCCUUUGAAAGAUUACGUGAAUGAGAAACUCAAAGUACUCCAGGACAAAAUGAAGGCUCUGGCUGCCCAGAAGAGAGAAGGACUGGCGGCUGGGUCCAAGAGGAGAGUUAUAAGAGACGUGCAGUGCAUCUCAUGUGACAACGAGUCAGUGAUGAAGCCAGAGAACACAUUCGAUGAGAUGACUCCACCUCCCCCCCUCCCCUCACAGCCUAGUGUCCGGCCCUACUUGGCGUACAAGCUGGACCAAGUGCGGAAGCAGCAGAAGAAAUUACCGACUGGCAGAAAUUUGUUGCAUUUUGAAGAAAUGCUCCAAAACCCUGCAGACCCUAGGCUCAGGACCCUAUCUAGAAGCGGAGAGCAUCUUGUCAACCGGUUUGUGGGAGGUAGUCACACGAUCACAACUCCUCAACAAAGAAUCACUCGCACAGGCAACUUCUUUGAAACUUGGGGGCCAGUCAUAACAGCUGUUGACACCUCUCAGCCAUUAAAUGUUUGAACAUCCAGCUCCACAUCAUAGUCUGAAUAUCAUGUGUCAAGAGAUUGUUUAACAAAUAAAAAUUAUACAAAGUUGCUG
Messenger RNA from Macrosteles quadrilineatus (aster leafhopper), 1918 nucleotides. Its product is annotated as glutamine-rich protein 2-like. NCBI's taxonomy places the organism in Eukaryota, Metazoa, Arthropoda, Insecta, Hemiptera, Cicadellidae. The transcript is spliced from 12 exons. The record is from RefSeq and is a predicted model, not a curated record. The coding region runs from base 221 to 1840 and encodes 539 amino acids.